CCUGAGCUGUCAGCAGCUCCAGUACAAACUUGGAGAGAGCUGGAAACAGUGGAGAGCUGGAAGGGGAAAAGCUGGGGAGAGAACCUCAAUCACUUGGUCAGCAAGAGGCCGAAAAUUAAAACAGGAUCCAGUGAGGAGAGAGGGAGAGAUCUCCUGAGAGUGAAUGAGCUGCUGAAGACUGAGGACAAUCAAGGGCUCAUUGUCUCUGGACCUUGGAGUGAAAGAGCGAGUUUGUGUGAUGCUCAGAAGCUCUCCCUGACACUGUCCAAAACUCAGACUCAUGACUGGACAAACCAUCCAAAGUUGAAGACUUUGACUUGAUCCCUUUGACCUGUAGCCUUUGACCUGUUCCUCCAAGACCAUCAGUUGUCUUCAAGCUGAGGAAGACAUUUUUGGGCCAGCAAAAAAUUUUGUGCUCCCUACAACAAUCUUUAAUCCAGGGGUAGUUUACUGAUUGGUCAAUAAGGAAGUCAAACAAUGCCCAUAUUUUUGUCCACACUACCCCUUGAUUGGUUGGAGAAAGGACCAUCAUUGAUCAGCCUGAGGAUUCUUAUGUUUCUCCUCCUGCCCAAUUGCUCGGUUCAAAAACUCCACCCCCUUGACGUUGAAGGGACCAGUUUUGGCCUAGGAUCCUCAGAAUUUGGGCGAACCAACUGCAAGCCCAUCCCCCAAACCAUGGCUCUGUGCCACGGGGUUGGGUACAGUGAGAUGAGGCUGCCCAACCUCCUGGGACAUGAGACCAUGAAGGAGGUCCUGCAGCAAGCUGGCUCCUGGGUUCCUCUGCUCAAUAAGCAGUGUCACUCCGACACCAGGAAAUUCCUCUGCUCCCUCUUCGCUCCUGUGUGCCUCAGCGAAUUGUACGAGUCAAUCCAGCCUUGCCGGUCCCUGUGCCAGGCAGUCAGGGAUAGCUGUACCCCUGUGAUGUCUGCCUUUGGCUUCCCUUGGCCAGACAUGCUGGAUUGUAACCGUUUCCCAGUGGACAAUGACCUUUGCAUCCCGUCUGCCACCUCAGAGGAGGAGAGAGUCCAACAGGAAGAAUCAAAGAUCUGUGAUGCCUGCAAACCUGAAGGAGAAACUGAGAGCGACAUUCUCGAACAUUUCUGCAAAAAUGAUUUUGUGCUGAAGAUGAAAGUAAAAGAAAUCUUGUACCUGGAUGGAGAUGCCAAGAUCAUUCCGGACGGCCGGGGCAGGGUUCUGUAUGGGUUGGAGGGUUGGGCUGCGAGUGGCGAGGUGGAGAUGGAGCUGUGGCUGGCUGGAGGUUCCCACUGUACUUGUGAUGAGCUGAGGGACCUGACCUCCUCCUACCUGCUGAUGGGGAGGAAGCAGGGUGAAGGGAGGCUGCUCAUCACCAGCGUGAGGCACUGGCGAGGAGGCAAACGGGACCUCCGGAGGAUGAGUCGAAGUUUCAAGAGAGCUCGCUGCCAUAAGCUGGCAGCUAUGGGGGCUGAUCAAUAAA
This is a messenger RNA of Carcharodon carcharias (great white shark), 1456 nucleotides long. RefSeq names its product secreted frizzled-related protein 2-like. The record is from RefSeq and is a predicted model, not a curated record. The transcript is spliced from 4 exons. Lineage: Eukaryota; Metazoa; Chordata; Chondrichthyes; Lamniformes; Lamnidae. The coding region runs from base 478 to 1455 and encodes 325 amino acids. Gene Ontology annotation, biological process: non-canonical Wnt signaling pathway; canonical Wnt signaling pathway; negative regulation of canonical Wnt signaling pathway. Gene Ontology annotation, molecular function: Wnt-protein binding.